AUGCCCUGCACCUGUACCCGCGACGUCCACCUGAAGUUGGAGACGCAGUCAGUCGGCAUUGCUUACGGCGACGACGUCGAGACCAUUAUACGUCGCUUCGAGUUUGGGAUUGUGUUGACCGUUGACAUCAAUGCAGUUUCGUUUAAAUCCUUACGAGGCUCUCUGCAUGUCACAGUUUGUCCUUCCCAGAUCGCGAAACAUAGACCAUCCAAGCGGGCGCUCGACGAGACGCCGUCGUCAGAACAAAGUUGCAUGCCGAGCCUGGCCAUAAAACCGGAAUAUCGCGUCGGCUGCUGCGGGAGCUUCUGCCAGAGAAAAUUCAGAGCGCAGGCAUGGGAUUCGAGCUUCCCGCGCGCCAUCAUAGACCAGCAACAACACCCACCGAGGAGCUUUGACGUGUGUAUGAUGGCGAGUGUAGGCCUCGACGAUGGGUCCUUUGUAUCGCUCGGGCAGAUCCUGGAGCAGCCCUCCCAGUAUCCACGGUUGACUCUUCGAGAUAAGCUGCAACUGUCAGUCAUAAUCUCGUCGAGCGUUCUUCAACUCCACCAGACACCCUGGCUUCCGGACAUCGUUAGCAGCUGGGACAUUUUCUUCUUCGUCGGGGACACGUACCCUCCUUACAGCAGCGCCUUUGUCGUCAAAGAGUUCCUUGAUUGCGGCCGCCGGGCACGGUGCGGCGACUCGUCCCGGCUCGGUCGCCAAUGCAAUGCCACCCUGCUGUCUCUCGGGAUCCUGCUCAUCGAGCUCAUGCUUGGGAAAACACUGAAUUCGAUGCACGAAGAAGACGAGGCCUUCUCAGCGGAGGCGCCAAGUCUGUUGCAGAAUUUCGUGACGGCAUAA
Hirsutella rhossiliensis is the source of this 840-nucleotide messenger RNA. RefSeq lists its product as uncharacterized. The record is from RefSeq and is a predicted model, not a curated record. Lineage: Eukaryota; Fungi; Ascomycota; Sordariomycetes; Hypocreales; Ophiocordycipitaceae. The transcript has a single exon. The coding region runs from base 1 to 840 and encodes 279 amino acids.